CUUUUACAUUAUUUUUGGAUCCCCUGUGUGCUCGCUCGAGUGUUUGUUUAACUAAUUCUAACUGUCUAUCUGGUUGUGUUAUGUCUUCGAGUUUAUUUGGUGUACCUGUACGAGGGGUGCCUUUUAUAUGUCAGGAUUUGGCAACCCUGGUGUUGCAAUCUGGCAACUGACAGCUGUAUCGCAAAUUUUGACAUUUUUUGACAUUUACGUACUCAGAACGUUUUGAAAUACCAGCGCUAUUUGUGUUGUUUACAGUAACUUAAAAGAUUCAUCUCGGUCCAAAAAUGGAAUUAAAUCGUGAACAUUUCCGUGCGAUUAUUUUUUACAACUUUCGACGUGGAUUAACUCAGCUACAUUGCAUGGAUGAACUUAAUUCAUUUUUUUGCGAUGAAGCUCCAUCAAGGACCAGUGUUUAUCGAUGGUAUGGUGAAUUCAAUCGUGGUUGUAGUUCACUCCAAGACGAAUUUCGUGAAGGUCGUCCAAAAUCAGUUGUUGUUCCGAAAACCAUUGAUGCUGUGCGCGAACUGAUAUUGCAAGAUCGUCAUGUGACCUAUCGUGAGAUUGAGACAAUCUUAGGCAUUAGUGGGACCAGCAUACCUUCAAUAUUGCAUAAGCAUUUGACUGUCAAAAAAAUUUGUUCGCGUUGGAUCCCACACAAUUUGUCAAUCGCUCAAACAAAGGCUCAUGUCGAUUAGUCGAAGGAAAUGCUCAAAAAAUACGAUCGCGGGGCCUCGAAACACGUCUAUGACAUCGUGACAGGUGAUGAAUCAUGGAUUUACGCGUAUGAGCCCGAAAGUAAACAGCAGUCGAAUGUAUGGGUGUUUCAAGAUGAGCAAAAUCCAACAAAAGUUUUUCGCGCACGAAGCACUUCCAAGCAAAUGGUCGCCUGUUUUUUCGGAAAAACUGGACAUGUCGCAACCGUACCACUAGAACAACGCAGAACAGUAAAUUCUGAGUGGUACACAACCAUUUGUUUGCCAGUUGUCUUCCAAGAAAUUAGGAAAACCAAUCGCCAAAGACGGAUCACCAGGAUUCACCAGGACAAUGCGAGCUUUCACACAUCGGCUCAAACAACUGCAUUUUUGAGCACCCAAAACAUCGAAUUAAUGGGUCAUCCGCUGUAUAGUCCUGACUUGGCCCCGAAUGACUUCUUUUUAUUCCCGUACGUAAAAAACAUGCUGAGAGGUCAACGUUUUUCGACACCUGAAGAAGCGGUUGCGGCAUUCAGAAUGCAUGUUUUGGAGGUACCUCAUUGAGAGUGGCAAAAGUGCUUCGACAAUUGGUUCAAACGCAUGCACAAGUGUAUAGAUCUUCAUGGAGAAUAUUUUGAGAAACAAUAAAGUGAUUUUCGAUGAUUAAAAUUUGUUUUUGUUCUCUAGUCCCGACAUAUAAAAGGCACCCCUCGUAUUACAUGAGGGAACUUCAAUUCUCAACCUUAAAACUGUCAAAAAAUAGCGUUGUACUACCGACAACAAAAGAGUACGCAAAAUUCAAAAUACCCGUUCUUAAGGGGGCACGGAUUACUAAAUGAAAUUUGCAAAAAUAGCAAGUAGUUAAGCAGACUCAUUACAGAAACACUUUUGUCCUUAUAGAUCUCAAUGAAUGUAUUUUAACGAAUCCAUGCAGAUCGCAUCAACGUUGUGUUAAUACAAAUGGUUCAUAUCGCUGUCAAAACUUAUUACAGUGCUCAGCAGGCUACAAAUCUGCACCGGAUGGUACGCAAUGCGUAGAUAUUGACGAGUGCGAAUCUGGAGAGCAUCAUUGUGCCGAGAAUCAAAUUUGUCGUAAUCGCAAUGGUGGAUAUAUCUGCUCAUGCCCACCAGGCCAUCAACUGUCUCGCAUGCGAAAUGACCUGAGCCUUUGCGUGGACAUAAAUGAAUGUGACCAAGCGCAUCCGACCGUAUGCCCAUCAAAUGCUCACUGCCUAAACACAAUUGGUUCAUAUUAUUGCGAAUGUAAGUCUGGUUUUCAAAAGAGCAAAGACAAUGAACAUAUUUGCCUGGAUGUAGACGAGUGUCAAGAAAUUCAGGGAUUGUGUCAACAGAAGUGUGUUAAUUAUUGGGGUGGUUACCGCUGCACGUGCAACCAAGGAUUCGAGCUGGGUGCAGACAAUCGCACUUGCAAUGAUGUGGACGAAUGCGAAGUGCACAAAACUUACACACUUUGUAUGGGCUACUGUAAUAAUGUACCUGGUUCUUAUGAAUGCUCAUGUCCACGUGGUUAUUUGCUGUCUGUAGAUAAAACCACUUGCCGUGAUAUAGAUGAGUGUGCGACAGGUGAAUUUUGUACGGGGCGUAACGACAUAUGCACUAAUAUACAUGGAAGUUUCAAAUGCACUACUAUACAUUGCCAGUAUGGUUAUGUUAAUGAUCCGGAUCAGAGAAAUCGCUGCCGUUUGACCAACAACCUAUGUGAAGGCGAUGAAUGCUAUAGCAAACCAUCUGCUUAUACAUAUAAUUUCAUUACUCUGAUCUCCAAGUUAAGUAUACCGCCUGAAGGUAGGAUCAUAUUUAGCCUACGUGGACCGCUUUGGUAUGAUGCUAUAGAUUUUGAUUUGAAAAUUAUAAAAAUUCAAGCUGCAGCCAACAUCGAGAAGGCGUUAGGCAACCAUUUUGAUACCAUAAAGGGCAAGCAUGAAGUGCACCUGCAACUAAAGCGUUCGCUGCAGGGACCACAGGAGAUCGAGCUGGAACUCAGUAUGACAGUGUUUACAAACGGCAUGCCUCGAGGCAAAAGCGUUGCUAAAAUAUUUAUUUUAGUGUCCCAACACACUUUCUAAUAUGAACAUAUACAUGCAUAUGUAAUUAGAAAAUAUGUAGCACGAACGCGAAAGUUGAGAGUGGUUGCUGCACUGCGUGUUACAUUUUGUACAAAGUUUUGCUUUUUUUUGUAAUUUAAGUUGAGUUAUCCAAAACGGCCAUAUAGUACACUGCAAAAGAUUUUUUAAAUAAAGUAAAUAAAUCGUUGGGUUAGUCUUCAAAUAUGGUAAGUUCAUUUUUAGUUUUUCAGGAGGGACGAGUACCCGGCUAACUUUUUCGUUGUUGAUAUUUUCUAAAUCUGUAAAUGUAAUUUUCUUCCAUAAGCCAACUUGUUCCAACACCAAUAAUCGGACAAUUUCAAAAUAGAGCUGUUGCAGACUUAUACGCUAUUUUGUGGCUUGCCAGAUUUUCUCUUUAUAAUUUUGCUCUUUCAAUGUAAUUUAACAUUUAAUAUUAUAUAAUUUAACAUUUUUAAAAAUAGCUUUGUUUGCUGUUAACAAAAAUAGUUUAAUUCUUAAAUUUGUGUACUAUUAAUAAAAUACGUGUGUACUAUUAUAAACGAAACUAAAAAAUGAAAAAAAAUAACUCAUUGGUGAAGCAUAUCAUCAAAAAAUGUAUGAUUCCGAUUGGUUUUGGCCAAACACCCAAAAAGGGUGUAAUACUAAUACAUCUAUAAAACUGAACGGUAUUAAUGAAAAUAAGUGACAUUAUAGGUUCCGAAUUUUUCCCAACAUAAAAAAUUAUUUGAAGCAGUGUUCCUAUGUACAGAACCUAAAGGUACAAGAAUAUUACGUCUGCAGCAAAAUAUGAUAUAUGCAGAAGUCGAAGGCCCUCAUAAAUAAACGGAAAGUUCCUGUAAAAAGCGGUGUUAAUGUAUCCAAAUACACGAUUCGAGGACGUUUACGUGAAAAAACCUGAAUUUCGGAGUACAUUGGAAAAAAAGGCUGCUCAUUAUCAGACGUUUGGCAUGGAUUGAUGAUAUCCGCUUCAUAUUUCUUGCCGAUGAAAUUUUAAAAAAUAAUUCUAAGUAAAGCUAACCAAAUGAUGAAUGUAUAUUCAAAAAAGUAGAUAUGUAUGUAUAAGGAUAUUCAAAUUAUAAAUAAAAUGUUUUCAAAGCGUAAUAAAAUCUAAAAAAAAAAAGAGGUUGUC
Anastrepha ludens (Mexican fruit fly) is the source of this 3908-nucleotide messenger RNA. Its product is annotated as fibulin-2-like. Lineage: Eukaryota; Metazoa; Arthropoda; Insecta; Diptera; Tephritidae. The transcript is spliced from 4 exons. Bases 1841 to 2779 code for a protein of 312 amino acids. Gene Ontology annotation, molecular function: calcium ion binding. The record is from RefSeq and is a predicted model, not a curated record.